AUGCGCGACAUCCGGGGAUCACCUGGUAUCAUUGCGCCUGCGCACUUGAUCGCCUGGGCACUGCCGGCGAGUUCCGAAGCGCGGAGUUUUCAGGGUAGCGCUCAGAAAUUCCAGGUGGCAGUAAUGCUUCCUCCUGAGAGGAGCAAGCCGCCAUUAGAACAAAAGAAGAAGGAGGAGAUUCACACUGGGGAGAGGCCAUACAUCUGCUCAGACUGUGGGAGAGAAUUGACUCUGUCAUCCCAUCUAAUGGCACACCAGUCAGUUCACACUGGGGAGAUGUUGUUCAUUUGCUCAGAUUGUGGGAAGGGAUUCACUCAGUCAUCUCAACUAAAGGUCCAUCAGCGAGUUCAUACUGAGGAGAGGCCAUUCACCUGCUCAGAGUGUGGGAAGGGAUUCACUCAGUUAUGCAACCUACAGGCACACCAAUUAGUUCACACUGGAGAGAGGCCAUUCACCUGCUCAGAUUGUGGGAAGGGAUUCACUCGGUCAUCUCAACUGAAGGCACACCAGCGAGUUCACACAGGGGAGAGGCUGUUUACCUGCUCAGACUGUGGGAAGGGAUUUCCUUAUUCAUCCCAUCUGAAGGCACAUCAAAGAGUUCACACUGGGGAGAUGCCAUUCACCUGCUCGGACUGUGGGAAAGAAUUCUCCCGAUCAUCACAACUGAAGGUACAUCAGCGAGUUCACACUGGAGAGAGGCCGUUCACCUGCUCAUACUGCGGGAAGAGUUUCUCUCAGUCAUCUCAUCUGAAGGCACAUCAGCGAGUUCACACUGGGGAGAGGCCAUUCACCUGCACAGACUGUGGGAAAGGAUUCACUCUGUCAUCCUACCUUCUGGCACACCAGUCAGUUCACACUGGGGAGAGACCGUUCAUCUGUACAGAUUGUGGGAAGGGAUUCACUCGAUCAUCUCAACUGAAGGUCCAUCAGCAAGUUCACACUGGGGAGAGGCCGUUCAUCUGCUCUGAUUGUGGGAAGGGAUUCUCUCGGUCAUUUCAGCUGAAGGCACAUCAGCGAAUUCACACUGGGGAGAUGCCUUUCAACUGCUCAGACUGUAGGAAGGGAUUUCCUUACUUAUCUCAUCUGAAGGAUCAUCAGAGGGUUCACACUGGGGAGUGGCCAUUUAGCUGCUCAGACUGUGGGAAAGGAUUCACUCACUCAUCCAGCCUACAGAGACACCAGCGAGUUCACACUGGGGAGAGGCCGUUCACCUGUUCUGUGUGUGGGAGGGGAUUCACUCACUCAUCCAGCCUACUGUCACACCAGUCAGUUCACACUGGGGAGAGGCCAUUCACCUGCUCAGACUGUGGGAAGGGAUUUCCUCAGUCAUUUCAACUGAAACUACAUCAGCGAGUUCAUACUGGGGAGAGGCCAUUCACCUGCACAGACUGUGGGAAGGGAUUCACUCGGUCAUCCCACCUUGUGACGCACUACCGAGUUCACACUGGGGAGAGGCCGUUCACCUGCUCUGAAUGUGGGAAGGGAUUCACUCAAUCAUCCCACCUUGUGGCACACUACCGAGUUCACACUGGGGAAAAGGUCUAAUAAGCUGCUUGCUGGAUGUUUAACCAUCACAGUUGCUGAAUUCAGAGGCAAGUUCAAAAGUGACUGUCGGUGUUGAACUCUGUAAUUAUUGCUGCUGCUCAUCACACCCAGUUCUGUACCCUGGUCACUGGGCAUGGGAGGAGUUUCUUCUGCUGAUGUUCACCUUUAAUGGGACUGGAGUUUCAUAUUCUGGAUCAGUGACAAAUAAAUCUAUUUUAAACUUUGUCUCAGGUGCCUAGUGAAUCUCAACACACCCAGUGUACAGUAGGGAGUCCACUCAGCCCAGCUGAUCCUUGCCAGAGUUUCUGUUCCAUGACAGUCCUUUUAAAUUUGUUUCUGUUCAUUUCUCGCUCUCCCUGUGGUGAACAGUCACCGGUCUGUGAGUGAAGAGGUUUCCCUUGAUUUCCUGCAUGACUUUCUGCAGACUGACGAAGGAAAUUAGCUGACUGCAGUUACGUCUGACCUGUUCUUCAUCCUUCAAAUCUCUGUGUUGAGGAAGAAUGACACUGGUAGUUAGCCCUCUAGUUUAACAGUCAAUCAUCUGCUUGUAUUUUAAGUUGUCUUUGUAUGCAUUACAAUUUAAUAUGCCUCCGGUGACUGUACAAAGUAUAAUUGUGAAAGUUUCUUUGUACUUUAUUAAGCGAGCAAAUGUUUUCUCUGUUUGAUUUCUACUGAGUAUUGUCUGAGUGUUUUCUAAUUGGAUUAUUAUUAUCUAUAGAUUUGAAUGGGAUUUCUUUUAUCUUUGGAGAUAGCAGUUUUAUGUUUGGCGUUAUCUUUACUUUCUCUCUGUUCUUCAAGUAUUAGACCCCUAUCGCUGUUCUGCUCUUGUUCUAUCAACUUUGAAUAAAACAAUC
Mobula hypostoma (lesser devil ray) is the source of this 2399-nucleotide messenger RNA. RefSeq names its product gastrula zinc finger protein XlCGF57.1-like. Gene Ontology annotation, biological process: regulation of transcription by RNA polymerase II. The record is from RefSeq and is a predicted model, not a curated record. The coding region runs from base 1 to 1545 and encodes 514 amino acids. Gene Ontology annotation, molecular function: RNA polymerase II cis-regulatory region sequence-specific DNA binding; DNA-binding transcription factor activity, RNA polymerase II-specific. The transcript has 3 exons. NCBI's taxonomy places the organism in Eukaryota, Metazoa, Chordata, Chondrichthyes, Myliobatiformes, Myliobatidae.